This is a messenger RNA of Culicoides brevitarsis, 979 nucleotides long. Its product is annotated as CD63 antigen-like. NCBI's taxonomy places the organism in Eukaryota, Metazoa, Arthropoda, Insecta, Diptera, Ceratopogonidae. The transcript is spliced from 7 exons. Gene Ontology annotation, cellular component: plasma membrane. The record is from RefSeq and is a predicted model, not a curated record. The coding region runs from base 73 to 813 and encodes 246 amino acids.
CUUCAGUCACAUUUGGAUCGUUGAAUAUAUCGAACAUUUUCAACUAAUUACCAUCAAGAGACAAAACCAAAGAUGGCUUCUGCCCUUUCAUGGAGUGCUAGUUUCGUUAAAUACUUACUUUUUGGAUUUAAUUUUGUCUUUGCUGUGACAGGAAUCAUCUUGUUAUCAGUUGGAUUGACAGUACAGGGAGCUUAUCAUGGGUACAAAGAUAUCUUAGACAGCGGAUUUUACUCUGUGCCUUCUUUGUUGAUUGCCAUCGGGUCCAUUAUCUUCUUUAUUGCGUUCUUUGGAUGCUGUGGCGCCAUCAAGGAAAACUAUUGUAUGACGUUGACGUUCUCGAUUUUGUUGAUUUUGGUGUUCAUUUUGGAGCUCUCAGCUGGCAUUAGUGGAUAUGUACUCAGAAAUCAAACCUCGAAAUUGGUUAGCGAUGGUCUCAAAUCUACGAUGAAGGAGUAUGAAAAUUCAACAGAAAUUGCAAAAAUUUGGGAUGAAAUUCAAAUGGAUUAUCAAUGUUGCGGCGUAAAUUCUCCCAAAGAUUGGAUCGAAGUAUUGCACAACGACACCAAUGACGGGCUCCCCAUUUCGUGCUGCAAACCCGAAACAGGAAUAAUUGGAAAUAGAGAAUGCAACCUCAAAAUGACGGAUAAAGUUUAUCAAAAUGGAUGCGUCGUUGAAUUCGGAAACUUUGUGCAAGCGCAUGCCGUGAGUCUCGGAGCAGCUGGAAUUGUCUUGGCAUUCAUUCAAUUCAUUGGAAUUUUCUUUGCAUGUUUCAUCGCGAAGCAAAUUCGAGACAGACAAUGGUUGGCGGCUUAAAAAAAAAUACGAACGAAAUUGGUCACGAAAUAUUUUUUUUUAAAAGAAAAAGCAACGAAAAAUGACUGAAGAUUGCUCGAGUUACGUUAGGAGAAAAAUAAUAAAAUAUAUAAAAAUAAUUAAUUAAAUGAAUAAAGAUAUUCUGCACCGUGAAAAGUAACGAAAA